AUGUUUCGAGGAGAAGUCAGUACCAAAAUAGGUAAAGCUGAUAUGUUUGCCGUCAUUGCUGACACAACAGCCAAUGUUUCCCAUGUGAAUCAACUUUCUGUGGUUGCAAGGUAUGUAGAUCAAAAGGGAUAUGCACAAGAGCAUCUUGUGGAUAUUCAAGGGAUUGAUGAUAAGAUGGAGCAAGGUCAUGCUCAAGGAAUCCAACAUCGUCUUCCAGUCCAACGAUUAUUUUAUGAAGGGCAUCUUGGAAGAGAAGUCCCUUACUUUCCUUGUCUUGCACAUUGUGUCAAUACAACAGUGGAACGUAGAUGUCAGGCAAUUACUGCUAUAUGUUACAUGUUUGGAAUUCUGCAGCCCUAA
Paramuricea clavata is the source of this 360-nucleotide messenger RNA. Lineage: Eukaryota; Metazoa; Cnidaria; Anthozoa; Malacalcyonacea; Plexauridae. The record is from the annotation of a GenBank genome assembly.